AUUUGAUACAACAGACGCUAGCUGUUAGCAUUAGCUGUUUACAAACUUUCACCUGAGAGACGGAAACACAAAGCAAGCCUUAAACUAAAUUAAAGAUGAAUGUUAUAGAUAAUAUCCGGGAAAUGGCCGCCGCUGGCCUUCACUCUAACGUCCGGAUAUUGAGCAGUUUGCUGUUGACGAUGAGUAAUAACAACCCAGAGCUGCUCUCACCGGCCCAGAAGUACCAGUUGUUGGUUUACCACGCUGACAGCAUCUUCCAUGAUAAGGAGUAUCGUAAUGCUGCCUGCAAAUACAGUAUGGCUUUACAGCAGAAGAAGGUGAUCAGCAAAACAUCUAAAGUUCGUACUUCUACUGGUGGAGCUGCUUCUAAUUUACAGGCACAGAGUUUGCCCUCAGAGAUUGAAGUAAAGUAUAAGAUCGCCGAGUGCUACACAAUAUUGAAACUGGAUAAAGAUGCUAUUGCAGUUCUCGAUGGGAUCCCAUCCAGACAGAGGACCCCAAAGAUCAACAUGAUGCUAGCUAACCUGUACAGGAAAGCAGGUCAGGAGCGUUCUGCGGUGACGAGCUACAAAGAGGUGCUCAGACAGUGCCCCCUCGCGCUGGACGCCAUCAUCGGGCUCCUCUCUCUCUCGGUGAAAGGAGCCGAGGUGGCCUCCAUGACGAUGGAUGUGAUUCAGAGCAUCCCCAACCUGGAGUGGCUGUCCGUUUGGAUCAAAGCGUACGCAUUCAUCCACGCUGGAGACAACCAGAGAGCCAUCAACACCAUAUGCUCUCUGGAGAAGAAGUCUCUGCUGCGGGACAACGUGGACCUGCUGGUGAGUCUGGCCGACGUUUACUUCAGAGCCGGAGACACCAAGAACGCCAUCCUCAAGUUUGAACAGGCUCAGAUGCUCGACCCGUACCUCAUCAAAGGAAUGGAUGUGUACGGCUACCUGAUGGCCAGAGAGGGACACCUGGAGGAUGUUGAAGUCCUGGGAGGAAGAUUGUUUAAUAUCUCAGACCAGCACGCAGAACCCUGGGUCAUCUCUGGUUGUCACAGCUUCUACAGUAAGCGUUACUCCAGAGCUCUGUACCUGGGGGCGAAGGCCAUCCAGCUGAACAGUAACAGCGUGCAGGCGCUGCUGCUCAAAGGAGCCGCGCUCAGGAACAUGGGGAGAGUUCAGGAGGCCAUCAUCCACUUCAGAGAGGCCAUGCGCCUGGCCCCCUGCAGGCUGGACUGCUACGAGGGUCUGAUCGACUGUUACCUGGCGUCCAAUGGGAUUCGAGAGGCGAUGGGCAUGGCGAACAACAUCUAUAAGACUCUGGGCGCUAACGCUCAGACGCUCACCAUCCUGGCCACCGUGUGCCUGGAGGACCCCGUGACGCAGGAGAAAGCUAAAACUCUGCUGGACAAAGCCCUCGCUCAGAGGCCAGACUACACCAAGGCUGUGGUGAAGAAGGCGGAGCUGCUCAGUCGGGAGCAGAAAUACGACGAAGGCAUCGCUCUCCUCAGGAACGCUCUGGCCAAUCAGAGCGACUGCGUGCUGCACAGGAUGCUGGGAGAUUUCCUGGUGGCCGUCAACGAUUACCAGGAAGCCAUGGAUCAAUACAGCAUAGCACUCAGCCUGGACCCUAACGACCAGAAGUCCCUGGAGGGCAUGCAGAAGAUGGAGAAGGAGGAGAGCCCCACGGACGCCACGGUGGAGCUGGACGGAGACGACAUGGAGGGCAGCGGAGAGGACGGAGACCUGGAGGGCAGCGACAGCGAGGCGGCGCAGUGGGCCGACCAGGAGCAGUGGUUCGGGAUGCAGUGACCCCCCCCCAAACUGAGGGAGACACAGCCCCCUCCCAUCCUCCAAUAGGGAGACAGGACUACAGGCCUCAUUCGUUUCCCAAAAUCCAGAUAAACACAUCGGUGAGGAGCGGAAAGUCUUUGCAGUACACGCUCAACCCCAGGGGAAGUCAUGCAAUGGUCAGUAAUUGUGAAAAGUAAGAUAAAUAUUUGACUUUAUUUCUGGAACUCUGCCUACAUUAGAGCUGCAGCUACAUUACUUUCAUUAUCGGUUCACUGUUUGGUCCAGAAAAUGUCUAUUUUAGUUUCUAGAAGUCUUAAUUUGUCGGUUUCAAAAAGCAAUUUAUUCACAACUUGAUAUGUAACGGAGGAAAGCAGUAAAACGUCCACAUUUGACGGACUGAAAAACAGCAUUUUUUUUAGACUAAAUGUUGAUUUAUUUGAUGGUUUUUUUUAACCAACAAAUGACUUUUCUGUGCAAGUCAUCGGGAACCCAGUGUGGUUUUAAUAUAAGUGAUCAUGCUCAUAAGGCUCCGCAAUACCUCCAGUCAGUUAGCGUCUUAUUUUGUCCGUUGAAAACCAAACGAUAGUCACUUUAAUCCGAUACAAACCAAUUAAAGCAGCAGGAAAUCUACACAUUUGAGAGGCUGAAAAAAGCAGCAUUUAGGACAUUUUCCCACUUUAAUUUGAUUUAAAUAUUAAAGAGGUCCUAUGCUGUGUAUGUCAAUGGUCUGCAGAGGCUCAAAUCCUUGUGUUCCCUUCCAGAGGCAGCUUCUCUCUAUUUUUCUCUCUUUAGGUCAAUCCACUACUGACUACAUGUUGAAGAACCAGCAUGUUGUAAUGAUUAAUUCAACUUCUUUUUACCACCUCAUGACUUGUAAGAUAUGUGUGGAAUAUAAUAAUCAUGCCACACACGAUUAGCGCUAUGUUUUGAGAGCGUGAACCCCAAACAUAUUGACUUUAUUUUGAUAAAAAAACUGGAUUUCUUUCACGUAUUAAAAGCAGAAAACGACAAUUUCUGUUUUUUUUUUCCCCCGUAAAAAUGUGUGCGUUAUCAAAAACAUUUGCCAGUUAUUUUUCUGUGUCCUGCAGCUCUAAUUGGAAUAAUGUGCCAGGUAGUGCAUCUUAAAGUUAAAUUCACUCAAAGCUAAGUGUCUGUUUGUUCAAAUAUACUUAAAAAGAGCUUCUUUGGAUGUUUCUCUGGGGUCGAGUUGUUCGGCGACGGUGUGAUGGGAGAUGUCUUUGAGGCCAAGUAUGCGUUUCCGUCACGAGUCACAGGAGGAAAAUGAGAAUAUUUUGAAAUGAGUGUUUUAUUUGUGACAUUGAAACAGCGUCAGUGAAAAAGAGACUGUACCUCCGCUGCUCUUUAGCAAAUAUCCUAAUUUGUGUUAAAAUGUACAUGUUUAUUAUUAUUCUGUGUCUUUCUGAGUCGGCCUUUGUGUGUCAAAAUAACCCUACAAUUGACUCAAGUGUUACUUAAAAUGUUUAUAGUAUUUUGUACAUAUUUUUAAAGUGUAUAAUAAAAUAAUUAAACACUCUCACUUGACACGAACAGAGUGAUCCAGUUUCUCAUGCGGAAAGCAAUAUAUGAACAAAAAUAAAGUCCUUAUUUCGGUUUUAA
This is a messenger RNA of Trematomus bernacchii (emerald rockcod), 3392 nucleotides long. It is a transcript of the gene anapc7, whose product is annotated as anaphase promoting complex subunit 7. The transcript has 11 exons. Gene Ontology annotation, molecular function: protein binding. NCBI's taxonomy places the organism in Eukaryota, Metazoa, Chordata, Actinopteri, Perciformes, Nototheniidae. Bases 96 to 1793 code for a protein of 565 amino acids. The record is from RefSeq and is a predicted model, not a curated record. Gene Ontology annotation, biological process: cell division.